Molecule: messenger RNA, 2042 nt
Organism: Rhinichthys klamathensis goyatoka
Lineage: Eukaryota; Metazoa; Chordata; Actinopteri; Cypriniformes; Leuciscidae
Gene: trim45
Product: tripartite motif containing 45
Exons: 6
Coding region: 136-1884 (582 amino acids)
Biological process (GO): positive regulation of DNA-templated transcription
Cellular component (GO): nucleoplasm; chromatin
Molecular function (GO): zinc ion binding; ubiquitin-protein transferase activity; protein binding
Source: RefSeq, a predicted model, not a curated record
UUAACUCUCAGAAAGUUUGGUCUGAGUUGCAUUUUUUUUGUAAAUACUACCAAACCAGGCUACUGCUGUCGCGUCAUAAUUUGUUUUUGAAUAAGCGCGAAUUAUAAUAAAACCCUCAUAAAAAUAACAACUACGAUGUCACUUUGCAAAGAGCGAUUAGUUCAAGAAGAAAAGCGAGAAACAGUCUUGAGUGAAAGCAAUGGGGACUCGGGAAAGAAGUCCAGAGCGGUCUGUGGUGUUUGUAAUCGGAUGUAUCGAGACCCUAAAAUCCUGCCUUGCUUGCACACUUUCUGUGCGGACUGCGUUCGCCAGCUCGAGCCGUUUUCUGUGCGUCGCGUGAACGGGGAACGACGCUCGCCUGAAGAUGACACGCACGGGCACAACUCUGGCUCCACGAUCCUGUGUCCUGAGUGCGAUUCAGAGGUGAAUCUGCCGCCAUCGGGUGUGGAUGGGCUGACCACUGAUCAUCUCGCGCUGGACGAGGUUUUCACGGAGACACUGCUAGUGGACAGCAGCGUUUUGUGCGACUUGUGCAGCGACAGUAACGCGGGGAAGCGCUGUGAGGUGUGCUGUGUCAACCUAUGCGACUUCUGCAGUCAGGCCCACAGGAGACAGAAGAGGACCUCCUCUCACUCUAUCCAAAGCCUACAGGAGUUGAAAUCCCAGGGUCGUCUCACUAGACCCGUCCUGUGCUCGCUGCAUCCUGGUCAGGAGUUACGGCUCUUCUGCGAGCCAUGUGACCUCACUGUGUGCCUGGAGUGUGCGGCCACCUUUCACCGUGACCACCACUGCAGCUCUGCCCAUGAGGUCAUCAGUCGCCAUGGAGAUCGCAUCAGGGGUUUGGUCGUCAGGAGCUUGAGGCCUCGUCUUGCUCGUCUGGAGGAUUCAAUGAGAUGCGUGGACACAUCCCAAGAGGCUUUGCGGGCAAGGACUGACACGUUGGCGGGUGAGAUUCGGGCGUUUGCUCGGAGUUAUGCCAACGCUGUGGAGGCACAUUGCUGUUCGCUGCUGCGGUCACUGGAGGACUUGAAAAUGCAGCGAAGGAACCAACUCCAUCUGCAGAAGGCUCAACUGCAGCAAGCCUUGUCUGACGUCCGUGGUGGAGUGGACUUUGCAGAACGCCUGCUCAUGUGCGGUUCAGACGCCGAAAUCCUCAGUGCCAAAGGAGUUACUAUGAGGAGAUUGAUGAACCUUGUAGAGUCAGGAUACGACCCACACCCAACGACGAUCGCCCACGAUAAUGCCAGCAGCAUCUGUUUUCUUCCUCAGGAGAGUGCUGGGGAGAUUGAGGGAUUUCCUGUGGUUGGAGUUGUACAUGCUAAGACUUUGGAUCCCAGCAAGUGCACUAUCCAGGGAGAAGGUGUGGAGCGAGGUCGUGAAGGCCAGCGGGACGAGUUCACUCUGGUUUGCAGGGACUCCUCUGGAGAGCAGAUGGGCCGAGGUGGAGACCCUGUGAUGGUCAGCAUGGUGCACAAGGACAGGAAGGACUGCUCUGUGGAGGUGUGUGUGGUGGAUAACAGUGAUGGCUCCUAUGGUGUGUCCUACACCCCUGCUGAAGCAGGUCUUUACUCUGUGUGGGUCUGUGUGAAAGCACAGCACGUCCAGGGAUCACCUUUCGUGCUAAAUGUGAAGAGGAAGUUCAGACGUCACUGUGGCGUAUUCCAUUGCUGCUCCUUCUGCUCUAGUGGGGGCGCUAAAGAGGCACGCUGUGGCUGCACAGGGACCAUGCCAGGAGGGUUUCAGGGUUGUGGACAUGGUCAUAAAGGACACCCCGGUAAGCCCCACUGGUCAUGUUGUGGAAGCGUAGUGGAGGCUUCAGAGUGUAUUCUACAUAACCUAGGCAGCGUUUCUCCUCGUGGACAUCUCCGGACUGUGGAGCUCUGAGACAACCAGCAAAUAUACUCUGUCUGAUCAAAUUUGUACCAUAAACCAUUAACCAGUCAACAUAUAAAGCACAAAUUCACAUUGUGCCUUUCGUGUUGCCUUUAUUCAUACAGUGUAAUUCUCAUUAUUUUGAAAGAUUAAACUUUUUAGGGUGUUGA